CAAUCUCUGUCUCACCCGUAUGGAUUUUUCUCUCCCUGUUUGUCUGCAUAGCUUUCAGUUUCACUUUCUUCUUUCCUAGUAGACUGAACUUCGGCUCCCCGCCCCACCCACUUCUUCCGUCACCUCGAGACAUAACCUGCUGCCUGGCUGGCUCUGCAGCAGUCAGGCCCUGACGGGACAAUGGCCUUGGUGCAGGCUCCGGGGGGCUCCAGUCCUGGGCGGACCUGUGUGCUGCUGAUCAUCACCGUGCUCCUGCAGUUCCUCUGUGUGGCCAUAACCUGCAUGUACUUCACCAACGAGCUGAAGCAGAUACAGGACAAGUACUCCAAAAGUGGCAUAGGUUGCUUCUUAAAAGAAGAUGACAGUUCUUGGGACCCCAGUGAUGAAGAGAGCAUGAUCAACCCCUGCUGGCAAGUCAAGUGGCAGCUCCGUCAGUUUAUCAGAAAGAUGAUUUUGAGAACCUAUGAGGAAACCAUUCCUACAAUUCCAGAAAAGCAACAGAACAUUCCUCACUUAGAAAGAGAAAAAGGUCCUCAGAGGGUAGCUGCUCACAUAACCGGGACCAAUCGGAGAAGAAGCACAUUCUCAGCAAUAGGCUCCAAGAAUGAAAAAUCUUUGGGCCAAAAAAUAAACUCAUGGGAGUCAUCAAGAAAAGGACAUUCAUUCUUGAAUAAUCUGCACCUGAGGAAUGGAGAGCUGGUUAUCCAUCAAACAGGGUUUUAUUACAUCUAUUCCCAAACAUACUUUCGAUUUCAAGAACCUGAAGAAAUUUUGGGAACCGCUGCAACAGAAGAGAACAGAAAGAAAAACAAACAAAUGGUACAAUAUAUUUACAAAUGCACGAGCUAUCCUGACCCUAUACUGCUGAUGAAGAGUGCUAGAAAUAGCUGUUGGUCUAAAGAUUCAGAAUAUGGGCUCUAUUCUAUCUAUCAAGGUGGAAUAUUUGAGCUCAAGGAAAAUGACCGAAUUUUUGUGUCUGUGACUAAUGAGCAAUUGAUUGACAUGGACCAAGAAGCCAGUUUUUUUGGGGCCUUUUUAAUUGGCUAAAUGAUCCACAAGAAAACAAAGUGCCAACAAAUCAUAAUAGAAUUUAUAUGGACCCAUCAAAGAACUUGAAUUACCAAA
Molecule: messenger RNA, 1125 nt
Organism: Vicugna pacos (alpaca)
Lineage: Eukaryota; Metazoa; Chordata; Mammalia; Artiodactyla; Camelidae
Gene: TNFSF10
Product: TNF superfamily member 10
Biological process (GO): immune response
Cellular component (GO): membrane
Molecular function (GO): tumor necrosis factor receptor binding
Source: RefSeq, a predicted model, not a curated record